Bombus impatiens (common eastern bumble bee) is the source of this 886-nucleotide messenger RNA. Its product is annotated as dynein heavy chain 9, axonemal-like. Gene Ontology annotation, molecular function: dynein intermediate chain binding; minus-end-directed microtubule motor activity; dynein light intermediate chain binding. The transcript has 2 exons. Gene Ontology annotation, cellular component: dynein complex. The record is from RefSeq and is a predicted model, not a curated record. The coding region runs from base 90 to 410 and encodes 106 amino acids. Gene Ontology annotation, biological process: microtubule-based movement. Lineage: Eukaryota; Metazoa; Arthropoda; Insecta; Hymenoptera; Apidae.
CCAUAGAACUUUCCGCGAACGAAGGCCAUUGGGUAAUUUUGCAAAAUGUCCAUUUGGUGAGGAAAUGGUUGCCUACAUUAGAAAAAAAGAUGGAACAGUGCUCGGAGAAUCCACAUGAUGAUUAUCGAUUGUUCAUUAGUGCGGAACCCAGUCUUGAUCCUCAUGAAUCGAUAAUACCUCAGGGUAUACUAGAAUCAGCCAUAAAGAUCACGAACGAACCACCAUCUGGAAUUCAAGCGAACAUCCACAAAGCGUUGGAUAACUUUACUCAGGAAACUUUGGAGUCCUGCAGCAAGGAAACCGAAUUCAAAGCAAUAUUAUUUGCACUUUGUUAUUAUCACGCUGUACUUGCAGAACGUAGAAAAUUUGGGGCGCAAGGAUGGAAUAGGGUAAGUAACUUUAAAUCUUAAUGGAUCAUAACGUUAAAUUAGAAAUUAUGGAUCGAAGAUUUGUAAAUGUUGAAACAAUGAGAGAAGGCAAAAACAAUGUUUACGAUAUCUUGUGUAAUGUAAUAACUUAAAAUUAAUACUCUUUCACAGAUUUUUUAUUAAUUAUAAGACAUAUUUGGAAUAGAUCUCACAACUGUGGCAUAGUUUAAAACGUACUAUAAGUGUCUUCCUUGUAGUCUGCAAUUAAAUUAGGAAAAGCUACUAAUUUUUUACUAGUGAUGAUAUUAGCAAAGUUUGUAAAUUAUAUUCUUCAAUAAUUGUUGCUUUAGUAAAUAUAUGCUCUAAUAAUAAAUUAUUAAAUAAUUUAGAACGUAACUAUACACAAAUAGCAAUUAAACAAAUUUCUCUGUUACUAUGUUGUUAAUCGUUGUUAAGAAAUCACAUUUACAUAUACAGGGUGGUUGGUAACUGGUGGUACAAGCGGAAAGGAGGUGAUU